Messenger RNA from Diaporthe amygdali, 756 nucleotides. RefSeq names its product pre-mrna-splicing factor isy1. The transcript has 2 exons. Lineage: Eukaryota; Fungi; Ascomycota; Sordariomycetes; Diaporthales; Diaporthaceae. Gene Ontology annotation, biological process: mRNA 3'-splice site recognition; generation of catalytic spliceosome for second transesterification step. The coding region runs from base 1 to 756 and encodes 251 amino acids. The record is from RefSeq and is a predicted model, not a curated record. Gene Ontology annotation, cellular component: post-spliceosomal complex; post-mRNA release spliceosomal complex; Prp19 complex.
AUGGCGCGAAACUCAGAAAAGGCCCAGUCGAUGCUCUUCCGCUUCCGGGAGGCCCAGGCCGCGGACCUGGGCAUCAUCGACGCGGGCCGGACGCGGCGGCCCAAGCUCAUCACGGAGCAGGACUCGAUCCCGAACUGCGAGAAGUGGCGGGGCCAGGUGCUCAAGGAGAUCAGCCGCAAGGUGUCGCGCGUGCAGGACCCGGCCCUCAGCGACUACCAGAUCCGCGACGUCAACGACGAGAUCAACAAGCUCAUGCGCGAGAAGUACAUGUGGGAGGUGCAGAUCCGGAACCUGGGCGGGCCCAACUACAUGCGCGGCGGGGCCGGCGGCAAGAUGUACGACGAGCAGGGCAGAGAGAUACCGGGCGUGGGGAACAAGGGCUACAAGUACUUCGGCCGCGCGAGGGAGCUCCCGGGAGUCAAGGAGCUGUUCGAGGCGGCGGCCAAGGCGAGGGCCGACGGGAGGGAGGACGGGAAGCCGCUCGAGGCCAGGGACGACCUGCGCAAGAUCGUCGACGCCGCGUACUACGGCUACGCGCCCGGUGAGGAGGACGACGAGCUGCUGGCCUACGAGCAGGCUAAGGAGGCUGCAGCGUUUGAGAAUCUGGCCAAGACGGGGAAGAAGGACGUGCCGCCAACCUGGGAGCCGCUUCCCGGGGACACCGGCGACGGGAAGGCCUGGGAGCUGCCCACCGUCGAGGAGGUGCAGGAGGAGCUGAUAGAUCGCAGGCGGAGGAAACUGCUGGACCAAUUUUGA